Hibiscus syriacus is the source of this 516-nucleotide messenger RNA. RefSeq lists its product as uncharacterized. The coding region runs from base 1 to 516 and encodes 171 amino acids. The transcript has 2 exons. Lineage: Eukaryota; Viridiplantae; Streptophyta; Magnoliopsida; Malvales; Malvaceae. The record is from RefSeq and is a predicted model, not a curated record.
AUGGUCUCUCCCGAUUUCCUUUCCCGCGUAACCUCUGCCGUCUCCGUCGAGAUUUACGCCGUCGGUAUCUUCCGAGACAAGCUCGUCGGAACCGUUCGUAUACUCAUCAGCAGUCUCCACCCGACGGCUUCGUCGGCGCCGGCUUUCGCCGCGUUCUUAAUCCACAGCCCUUCCGGCGAAUUCUUCGGAUCCUUAAACGUCGGCGCAAUGGUCGUUAACGGAUUAACUGGUUUUAGAACGCUGAUCAAAGCAUCCACAGUCGAUUACCAUGAUCUAGGCGGCGGAGACAAUCUCGCUGGAAAACAGCUUAUAAUCCGAUCGACGAACAUAUCGAAAGCUACGGUUCGAGACAUCCCGGGAUCGAUCCCCAGUGAUUCAUCAGUUCAUCGAUCGGAACCUAGCGAGUCCAUAAUUUCGCCAUCAUUGAAAGCUUUGAAACUCGAGAAGAAGAAGAAACUAGCUAUCAACCUCGGGAAAGCAACAAUCUGGAAAUACACCAUGAAAUUACUGAGAUGA